GGUACAUUUCUAACCUUCUCGUUUCCUUGCAAGACUAUAUUUGUCAUAUCGUGCAGAAAUGGCUGACAAAAAGCCCGACGUCUCACAGGUUUCUGAGUUUGACUCAUCUAAGCUGAAACAUGUUGUGACCAAGGAAAAGAAUACCUUGCCUUCUGAUGAAACAAUUAAACAAGAACUGCAGCCUGACGAGUUUCCUGAUAGAUCUGAAGUGAAAAACUUCGAUCAUGCCAAGUUGAAGCAUGUUGAAACCCAAGAAAAAAACCCUGUUCCAACGAAGGAAGUAAUCCAAGACGAGAAGCGAACUGCGCCAUUUUCGGAAGUCGAAGUCUUUCAGAAGGGMCAGCUAAAGCAUGUGCACACAGAAGAAAAGAACCCAUUGCCAGAUGCCCAAAAUAUCCGUGCAGAAAUGAUGCCUGACAGCUUACCAGAUAGAUCUGAAGUAGCAAAAUUUGAUACCAGUAAACUGAAACAUGUUGAAACCAAAGAGAAAAAUGUCAUGCCAACCAAARAAGUUAUCAAGGAAGAGUCUAUUGAUUCAAGAGCAGAAGUGAAGGCAUUUGAUCAUUCAAAACUUAAACAUGUAGAAACGCAAGAAAAGAACCCACUGCCAACUGCACAAACACUAAGACAAGAAAUGAUGCCUAAAAAUAAACCAGACCGUUCAGAAGUUUCUGAGUUUGACCACUCCAAGCUCAAGCAUGUUAUUAUUACUGAAAAGACCAUCCUUCCUUCCAGUGAUGAUAUCAAAGCUGAAGCAAUUGAGACCAGAGCUGAAGUAAAGACAUUCGACACCUCAAAACUGAAGCAUGUUCACACUGAGGAAAAGAACCCACUACCAACGGCACAAACACUUAGACAAGAAAUAAUGCCGGAUGAAAAACCUGAUAGGUCUGAGGUUUCYGGGUUUGACCACUCUAAGCUAAAGCAUGUGGAAACAAGUGAAAAGGUAGUCCUUCCAUCAAAAGAUGAUAUCAARACUGAAGCAAUUGAGACCAGAGCUGAAGUAAAGACUUUCGACACCUCAAAACUGAAGCAUGUUGAGACCCAGGAGAAGAACCCMUUACCWGAUGCAAAAGCUAUUGCCGAUGAAAAGAAAUGUAGUUCAUGAACUUUGAGCACUUAAUUCAUAUAUAGGAGAGCUAUCAACAAGACUAUGAUAUGCCCGGCAAUGCAGUUAACAAUUUGAUAUAAACACACUUUGGAUAAGGAAAUGAUAGAUUUAUAGGCAUCUAAACUGUUUUCUUGUAAGAUUCCUCUGAUGGCCUUCAAGACAUGGCAUAAAAUGCAGAGGGAAUUAUACAACAAAACAAAAUAAAUAGAAAAAUGUUUGAUAAUGUACCCAUUUUUAUAAGAGAAAAAAUAUUUGUUGAAAGGUUCUCAUUAAAACAAAAUGGCAGCUGUGUGCCACUGAUAA
Messenger RNA from Exaiptasia diaphana, 1414 nucleotides. Its product is annotated as microtubule-associated protein futsch. The record is from RefSeq and is a predicted model, not a curated record. Gene Ontology annotation, cellular component: cytosol. Gene Ontology annotation, biological process: actin filament organization. The transcript is spliced from 10 exons. Bases 59 to 1108 code for a protein of 349 amino acids. Gene Ontology annotation, molecular function: actin monomer binding. Lineage: Eukaryota; Metazoa; Cnidaria; Anthozoa; Actiniaria; Aiptasiidae.